Prunus persica (peach) is the source of this 1911-nucleotide messenger RNA. Its product is annotated as protein IWS1 homolog 1. NCBI's taxonomy places the organism in Eukaryota, Viridiplantae, Streptophyta, Magnoliopsida, Rosales, Rosaceae. Gene Ontology annotation, biological process: regulation of DNA-templated transcription elongation; brassinosteroid mediated signaling pathway. The coding region runs from base 264 to 1715 and encodes 483 amino acids. The transcript has 12 exons. The record is from RefSeq and is a predicted model, not a curated record.
AUGUUGUCUAACAGGUGGUUUAUGGAGCACAAAUAACACAGGACAGAAAGAAGCUCCAUCAUCGCCCAGCCAGCCACUCUAUUUCUUCUUAUUCUCUCUCCGUUGCUCCUCCAUUGGCACCCGGUUGAAGCACCUAUCGUCCUCUCUGGUCACGCUGAUGAGGCAACAGGGAUCAAACGUGCAAUUUGGGAUUUCUUGAAUUCUUGUUGGCGGAACGAAACUCGUGAUAUCUCGCAGUUUGGCAUCCUGAUCACUACCGCACCAUGGCUUUCGAAGACGAUCCGUACCGCGACGAAGAUGGGGAACCAUUGAUGGACUACGAUGACUUCGGAGCGGGUCGUGACCCAUCUCCCGAGCCCCACCAAGAUGACGGCCUAGAAGACAACGACGAUUUGCGCGAUCGAGACCAGUCCCAGACCCCCGUCUACGAUGCCGACCCCUCGUCCUUGAAAUCCAAGCCAAGGAAGCGGCUGAUCAAGAAGAGCCACGUGGGAAAACUGCCUGUGAGCUCUGAUUUGGUGGACGAUGAUGGAGAGGAUGGCGAUGAGGGCAGUGGGAAGAGGCUGAAGAAAGAGAAGAGGCAUAAGGGAGAGAAGAAGGGACCCAAAUUUCCAAGGAGAUCCUUUUCCGACAAGGCGGCCACGGAUGGUGAGGUCAAGGAGAUGUGGGACACCAUCGCCGGCGGCGAUUCUGAGGAUGAUCAGGAGGGUGUCAGGACAUUUGAUGAUGACAACUUUAUAGAUGACACUGGUGUGCAUCCUGCUGACCGGUAUGGAAGCGACAAUGAACGCUCUCCUAGUCAUCAUCCUCAGGCUGAGGAGGGUGAGGAAGAUGAUGAAAUCAAGGAACUCUUUAAGAUGGGUAAGAAAAGGAAGAAAAAUGAAAAAAGUCCAGCAGAAAUAGCAUUGCUGGUUGAGAAUGUCAUGGCUGAGCUCGAGGUUACAGCUGAAGAAGAUGCAGAAUUUAAUAGACAGGGGAAACCUGCCAUUAAUAAGCUCAAGAAGUUGCCUCUUCUUACAGAGGUCCUCUCAAAGAAGCAGCUUCAACAAGAGUUCUUAGAUCAUGGAGUGCUAACUCUGCUGAAGAAUUGGCUUGAACCUCUUCCUGAUGGAAGUUUACCAAAUAUAAAUAUACGUGCAGCAAUUUUGAAGAUUUUGACAGAUUUCCCCAUUGAUCUAGAGCAAUAUGAUAGAAGAGAACAACUGAAAAAGAGUGGCCUUGGAAAGGUCAUCAUGUUUUUGUCAAAAUCUGAUGAGGAAACAACUUCCAACAGAAAGCUUGCGAAGGAAUUGGUUGACAAAUGGAGUCGACCUAUAUUUAAUAAAAGUACGAGGUUUGAGGAUAUGAGAAACAUUGAUGAUGACAGGGUUCCCUUUAGAAGGCCACCAGUGAAAAAGCCAGUGAAUAAUGGUACAGGAAUGGAAUCUAGAGAUGGUGAUCUGGACUUGGAUGAAUUUUCAAGGGAAAGAAAAUCUGGCCAAUCAUCUUCUAGGCAACAUGCCUCAAGGCCAGAAGCGACACCAAUGGAUUUUGUGGUGCGCCCACAAUCUAAGAUUGAUCCUGAUGAAAUCAGAGCCCGUGCUAAACAAGCGAUACAGGAUCAGCGCCGUAUGAAGAUGAAUAGGAAGUUGCAGCAGUUGAAGGCACCGAAGAAGAAGCAGCUUCAGGCCACAAAACUAAGUGUGGAGGGUCGUGGUAUGGUCAAGUACUUGUGAUCUUGCGGAACAUUCAAAUAUAAUGUUGUACUCCACUGGUUUCUCCGGGGCCAAUACAAUGGCUCUUAUAGUGAAAUUACGUUGGGUCUUCAUACUUUAAAAUGUCAAUAAAUAUUGAAGUUUUCAUUUCGAUUUUUGAGACACAAAAUUGUUGAUCAAUCUUUAAAAUAAAAAGUUACAUUUCUCUCUUUUCCAA